AUGGAAACCUUCGAUGCGAUUCAGCUGCCCUACCCCGGGGUAGUCGGCGCAAGCUUGCUCGUCAUCCUGGGAAUCAUAUUAUUGUUUCCCUUGGACACAGGCAACUUCAUAAUCAUCAACCAACACCCAUGGGACUUUUUUCAGACAAAGGCCAAGCAAGAGUUUGAAUAUAAUGCAACUGCUCUACUCAACGAGGGCCUCCAAACGGGCCGCUCGGCGUUCCGGCUGGUGACCAACAUGGUCACCUAUUUGAUCCUGAAAGACCAGUAUGCGGAGGAAAUCAAGAAUGAUAGUCGGUUUGGCGCUCAUGAAGCAGUCGAUCCUGUAUUGCUUGUGGACCUGCCUGGCUUUGAGACCAUGUUCCAAGGAUCGCUGCAUAAUCAAGUGCCUCCCAUGGCGGUUCGUGCGUUAAACAAGGAGCUUGUAAACUUGACACCCUUCCUCUCCGAGGAAGCUAUGAACUGUCUGCAAACCAGGUGGACGGACUCGGCUGAGUGGCAUGACGUCUCAAUCCCGGAAACAGUACUGGCCUUGAUUGCCCAAAUGACAACAAGAGCACUGCUGGGCCCUGAGCUCUGCCGCAACCCCGAAUGGCUUGAUAUUGCGAAAUCCUUCACAACGAAUCGAGCUAUUGCCGUCGCCGCCAUCCAGUCCUGGCCACGUUUUCUUCAACCCGUGAUUCAUUGGUUCCUGUCCCCCUGUCGGGCUCUUCGCCGUCAAAUCCAAUGCGCCCGGAAUAUCCUCCUUCCGGUCCUCGAGCGUGAACGGCGCGCGUAUCGCAGUGAUCAGCCAACGAAGCGGGAAUUCUCGAACUUGGCGUUCAUCGACCGGUAUGCCAAGGGAGCUCGCUAUGAUGCUACCAUGGCGCAGCUGCGAAUCAUCGCCGUUGCUUUCCAGACUACGAGUGAUUUGGUCGAAAAGGUGAUAGCACGACUUUGCAAGCACCCAGAGCUCAUUCAGCCCUUGCGCGAGGAGGUGGUUGCGGUAUUUGGGAAAAAUGGCUUGCACAGCCACUCAUUACGCAAACUCACGUUAAUGGAGAGUGUGAUGAAGGAGACCCAGCGGCUUGAACCUGCUGUUAUCAUCGGCAUGUUCCGCCUCGCCAAAGAAAGAGUGACCUUGAAGGAUGGCACUGUCGUUCCCAAGGGUACCAAUAUCGCCUUUGCGAAUGAUCUCCGCUUCGACCCGGAAAUGUACCCGGAGCCGGAAACCUUCGACGGCUACCGGUUUCAGCGGAUGAGAGAGGAUCCUGAGAAGAUUGACCUUACGCCGUUCACCAAGACCAGGAUGAGCCAUCUCGCUUUUGGCCACGGCAAGCACGCAUGCCCGGGCCGCUUUCUCGCCUGCGAUGAAGCGAAACUGAUUUUGUGUCAUAUUCUCCUCAAUUACGAGAUUCGGGCUGUGGAGGGAUCUCCUCCGGAACUGCGUGCACGUGGGAUGUUUGUUCAGCUGGAUCCUGGGGCAAUGAUGUCGGUGAAAAGGCGGGAGAACGAAAGAACACUUCAUGGAUAG
Aspergillus viridinutans is the source of this 1512-nucleotide messenger RNA. It is a transcript of the gene ftmG, whose product is annotated as cytochrome P450 monooxygenase ftmG. Gene Ontology annotation, molecular function: oxidoreductase activity, acting on paired donors, with incorporation or reduction of molecular oxygen; iron ion binding; monooxygenase activity. The coding region runs from base 1 to 1512 and encodes 503 amino acids. Lineage: Eukaryota; Fungi; Ascomycota; Eurotiomycetes; Eurotiales; Aspergillaceae. The record is from RefSeq and is a predicted model, not a curated record. The transcript is spliced from 6 exons.